Messenger RNA from Dujonia railenensis, 606 nucleotides. The record is from the annotation of a GenBank genome assembly. NCBI's taxonomy places the organism in Eukaryota, Fungi, Ascomycota, Pichiomycetes, Serinales, Debaryomycetaceae.
AUGGCUGAUCAUCUUAGUGAUCCAGGGGCAAAUGAGUAUGAGGAGUAUGACGCUCCACCUCCAUACACACCUCCCUACAAUCUUCGGUUGGUGCUUCACCAGGAUGCCACUGAGCCUCCGGUAGAGAAUUUACUGGCUCAAGGAGUCGCACCAGAUACCGAACAGGCAGAAACGAGAGCAGCGGCAGGUCCCGAAGAGGGUGCAAAUAUAAGAGCAGAUCGCAAUGACCAGAGCACCUUUGCAGAGUUGAGUGGUCUUUGGACAGAAAUAUUCAAAGAAUUGGGCAACGCUUGGUCAGAGGUCUCCAGCGGGUUGGGCAAGGGCAUGGUUGAGUUGAAAAAUGACUUGCUCAAUGCAAGAGUUGAUGUUUCAAAUGGCUUAAACGACGCCAAAUUGGGCGUAUCGCAAGCGGUGAAUGAGACCAGAGAUGGGCUUUCAAAGGCCAUGGGCGAUGCUAAAGAUGAAUUAUCGAGAGCAAUGAAUGAAGCCAGAAGCGAGUUGUCCAAGGCGAUGUCUUCGACUCUUGGCCCUGCGAGCGCAUCUGGCGUGCCACCACAUUCACCUUCUAAAGGUCCAGCCACAGCACUUGAAGAUUCAAAAGAGUAA